Molecule: messenger RNA, 1868 nt
Organism: Spinacia oleracea (spinach)
Lineage: Eukaryota; Viridiplantae; Streptophyta; Magnoliopsida; Caryophyllales; Amaranthaceae
Exons: 6
Coding region: 415-1758 (447 amino acids)
Molecular function (GO): DNA binding; DNA-binding transcription factor activity
Source: RefSeq, a predicted model, not a curated record
GAAAAAGGUAGUAAAAACAAAAGAAGGUGAUGGGGGAGAGACAGAAUGUGUAAUGAUUUGAAGAGAGGAUCAGAAGCUCGUGAUGAGAAUUAUCCCUCUUUGCAGGUUUCCAACAGCGGCAGAUCAGCCCAACCAAAGGAAUUUCAUUCUACCUAUCUCACCUCUUUCUCUCUCUUCCUUAUUUUCUCGUGAUCUUCUUCUUCUUCUUCAUUUCACCUCCACCUCCACCUCCACCUCCCCUCCUAUAAAAUACAAUUCCAUAUUCAGCUCACUCAACCCUUUUAUCAUUAUUCCCCUUUUUCCCUACCAUACUCCCCCAACCCCAACCCCAACCCCAACUAUCAUUUCAUUUCAGUUCCCAUAUAUAUAAACAAACAAAUUAAUUAGGAACUAUAUUAUUAAUAAUUAAUUAAUAUGGAACAAGUGGUUAAUAAUAAUAAUAAUAAUAACAAUAGUGGUAAUGGAGUAAGACACUAUGUUAGAUCCAAAAAUCCUCGUUUGAAAUGGACUCCUGAACUUCACCGUUGCUUUAUUCAUGCCAUUGAACGCCUUGGUGGCAAACACAAGGCGACGCCAAAGCUUGUUCUUCAGGUGAUGGAUGUUAGAGGGAUUACAAUUUCUCAUGUCAAAAGUCAUCUCCAGAUGUAUAGAAGCAUGAAGAAUGAUCUCACUACACAAGGAGACAAGAGCUUAAACCAGGAAAGGAAACAAGCUUUUGAGAAUCAUCAUAACUACAACAGUAAUAAUGCAAGUACUGCUUGUAAUUAUAUUAUUGAGGAAGAAGAAAAAGAAAAUGAAGAUGUGGGGUUACAUUUAUCUUCUCCAAAUAUUACUAAUCAUCUUCUUCAACCAACACCCUUCCCUCCUUCUAAAAGGUCAAGGAUGGGGAUGAUGAUGAUGAUGAUGAGAGAGAAAAUGGAAAGCAGGCAACGGCAGAGGAUGGGAAUAAUGAGUGAAGAAAAGGAAGGAGGGACGAAAGAUCCAAAAAUGUACUGCUUGAUUGAUGAUUACAAAAGUCAGCUGGAGUCAAUUUAUAAUAAUCUCAAGGGUGAGACAAAAACAGGAGUAGGCCAUGGAAGAAUGAUACUAAAAGAUGAUCACAAUCAGACUCAGAAUCGGAAUAAUAAUAAUAAUAAUAAUAAUAAUAAUAAUAAUAAUAAUAAUAAUAAUAAUAAUAUUAUUAAUAAUAAUAAUCACGAAGAAGAAGAAGAAGAAGAAGAAGAAGAAGAAUAUGAAAGUAGUGGUUUAUUGGAAGAGAGUGGUCUGAAUAAUAUUAUCAGAUGGCAGCAUCAGCAGCAGCCUGAUUGUUUCCCCUUACUGCCAAUACUGCCUCCUCAGGAUCCUGUUUAUGAAUUCCAUCAUCUUCUUGCACUCCAAGAUCAUCAAUCCCACUUUCUUAACUUUCAGGAAGCCAUGUCAUAUGAACAAUUAUCUGACCAAAAGCAAGCUCAUUACUUUCACAACUCAAAGGCGGCAUUCGUUGCUUCUGGGAAGCCAAACAAAGAUGAAAACAACGAAGAUUAUGAAGAGUUAGCAGUUGGAAGGAGGAGAGAUGAGUGUGGGUUGUCAUUGUCUCUGUCCUUACAACAGGAGGCGUCGCCAUUGUUAAACCAUAGGAGCAGCAACGUUUCUUCAACUAAUGUUAGUGAAUUUGGUGAUCAGGCAGUUAGUUCAUACUCUUCUUCCUCUUCCACUGCGUGGGAUAAUCACCAACACUCUCUUAAUCUUGAUCUCUCUAUCUCUCUUCCUUUACGGUAACUAAUUAGAUUAAUGUCCUUUUAGGCAAUUUAGGUUCUUAAUUUUAGUAUUAUUAAUGUAUUUGUAAAAAUAUUAAUUAGUUGAUUUUAUUAAACUAUUAACUUGUCGGA